AUGUCACAGGCCAAGCGUGUGCCUUUGGCUGAAGCCAACCAAAAUGUACCUCUGCCAGCCAGCAUCAAACCCAGGGUCAAGAAUGUCCCUGUGGCUAGUAAUGUGGCCAAAGUAGAGCGGGAGGAUGACUCCGUUGCCAUCGCUAAACGAACCGAGGUGUUGGCCGUGGGGGAGAAGCUGGCAUCAAGGGAUGCUGAAGAAACAACGUCUGUGGCUACUGAGCACCUGGUGAAGAAGCUGCGCAAGAUUGAAGACUCCAAGGCCGCUGGUAGCGGACCUGCUUCAAAGUCGGCUAGACUCGUCGGUGACGAGCUCAAGAGCUGGCAGGAGUCAUGGCGUAAGAUUAUGAAAGAGUCUGUGGUGUACUUUGACACGCAAGGGUGUGACUCAAACAACCUAGCUCAGCAACAGGAGCAGAAACGGGCACAGCGUGCUUUGAGACUGGUGGGGUGCGAGAUUGUGCCCUUUUACGACCGAGAUGUUAGCAUCAUCGUCAGCAGACGCCAGUUCAAUAGCUCCAAGGCUUAUCCAAACAACGACAUCUUCCACGAUGCCGUGAGUCUCAAGAUUAAGGUGUGGGAUUACGAUAAGGUUUUCAGGUUUCUCAAGAACCUCGGUGUUUCAGACUCAGCAUCACAAGAGCGUACGGGAAACUUGUCAAACCUUCUAAAGGAAGAAAAGAUUUUUGGGUCUGCCGACAAAGAUCCUAACGCUAAAAGAGAGGACUUGCACUACUUAGAAAAGAAUUUCUUCUACGUGUAUGACUUAUCGCAAGCGGUACGUCCUAUAGCCGUAAGGGAAUGGUCUGGUGAGAACUAUCCGUCAUUUUACUACACCCUUGAUGGCAAGUGUCCUUUCAUUCCCGACACAUCCGAUAAUCUGGAGAGGAAAAAAUUGCGCCGGCUGCAAAAGUUCGAAGCCACGAAAGAAUAUAGAGAACUCCUCAAGAAGGUGACUGACGCCAUUAUUGGACACGCUCGUGAUAGCUUCUCCAUAAAUUCAUCUGCUGUCACCGAAACAAGCACAAGUACGGACUCUGCUGGAGCGACUGAUAGCAUCGCAGAGGAUGACGCCACCAACGACAGGGAGGGUACUGUCGAUGACAAUGACAACGAUACGAUUCUGAUGGAGAAAAAAGCAUCGUCAGAGCCCGAAGAAGAUACUGAAGGUAAAGAAAAUUUCGACUUCAAGGCACCCGCCGCUUUGACAAGAAAUUCAUCGGUCAUGCAACCCUUCAACAACUCAGUUUCUCAAUCAAACUCAAGAUUCUACGACGUAGUUGCCUCAGGAUACAAUGGAGCCUCCAAUGCACAAUCGAUAUCGAUGGACUCCGUGCUCAAUAGCGCAGCACAACAACAUGCUCAUCAAGGCAAUGGUCUCGGACCGACGGUGUCCCAGGUUGUGUCGAAGAAUUUGAACAACCUCAAGAGGCGCAUCUUCUUGAAGAAGCACAUGCAAAAAGCGGAUUCUCGCGAGCGAGAACGUGAGCGUGAGUUGAAACCUGGGUAUUGCGAGAACUGCCGCGUCAAGUAUGACAGCUUUGACGAACACAUUGUGUCCAACAGGCACCGCAACUUUGCUUGCAACGACGAAAACUUCAAAGAGAUUGACGACCUCAUUGCUACACUUAACGAAAGCAAAUUCAUGGGGUACGUCGCAUCAAAUGGUGACUACAAUUACGAGUAG
This is a messenger RNA of Candidozyma auris, 1686 nucleotides long. It is a transcript of the gene DBF4, whose product is annotated as protein serine/threonine kinase activating protein DBF4. Gene Ontology annotation, molecular function: zinc ion binding; protein serine/threonine kinase activator activity; nucleic acid binding. The coding region runs from base 1 to 1686 and encodes 561 amino acids. The transcript has a single exon. Lineage: Eukaryota; Fungi; Ascomycota; Pichiomycetes; Serinales; Metschnikowiaceae. Gene Ontology annotation, cellular component: nucleus; Dbf4-dependent protein kinase complex. The record is from RefSeq and is a predicted model, not a curated record. Gene Ontology annotation, biological process: regulation of cell cycle phase transition; positive regulation of nuclear cell cycle DNA replication.